This is a messenger RNA of Monoraphidium neglectum, 1374 nucleotides long. RefSeq lists its product as hypothetical. Gene Ontology annotation, cellular component: chloroplast stroma. Gene Ontology annotation, molecular function: pyridoxal phosphate binding; identical protein binding; transaminase activity. Bases 1 to 1374 code for a protein of 457 amino acids. The record is from RefSeq and is a predicted model, not a curated record. NCBI's taxonomy places the organism in Eukaryota, Viridiplantae, Chlorophyta, Chlorophyceae, Sphaeropleales, Selenastraceae. The transcript is spliced from 7 exons. Gene Ontology annotation, biological process: arginine metabolic process.
AUGCAGCAGCUGCGCGCCCCCAAGCAGCUUGGCGCUGCUCGCGCGCGCCCGGCGCGUCCCGCCCCGCCGCGUGGCCCCCUGCGUGUUCGCGCGGCGGCCGCGGUGGAGAGCAGCCCCACGAGCGCCACCCAGGACGCCGCCAGCUUCACAUCGCAUGUCGUCGGGGAGGAGGCAAAGUACGUGCUGCAGACGUACGCGCGGCCGGCUGACGUGGUGUUUGUGCGCGGCGAGGGCGCCAAGCUCUAUGACGCGGGCGGCAAGGAGUACCUCGACAUGGCCGCGGGCAUCGCCGUGAACGCGCUUGGCCAUGGUGACGCACGCUGGUACGAGGCCCUGUCGCGCCAGGCCGGCAUCUUGUCUCACACAAGCAACCUAUUCCACACCGUACCCCAGGUUGAGCUGGCCAAGCGCCUGGUGGAGAAGUCCUUCGCCGACAAGGUAUUCUUUUGCAACAGUGGCACUGAGGCCAACGAGGCCGCCAUCAAGUUUGCACGCAAGUACGCCCGCGUGCAUGCCGGCAUCGACCCUUACGACCCCCACGCCACAGCGCCCCACGAGAUCGUGUCGUUUACCAACUGCUUUCAUGGGCGCACCAUGGGUGCCCUGGCCUUGACGUACAAGGAGCAGUACAAGAGCCCCUUCCUGCCCGUCAUGCCGGGCCACGUCCUGGCGGAGUACAACAACCUGGAGUCUGCGGCGGCCGCCAUCAAGAAGGGCAGCACCGCCGCAGUGUUCGUGGAGCCUGUUCAGGGUGAGGGCGGCUGCACCCCCAGCCAGGUGGCGUUCCUGUCUGGCCUGCGCUCCCUUUGUGACGAGGCGGGCGCCCUGCUGGUGUUUGACGAGGUGCAGUGCGGCCUGGGGCGCACCGGCAAGCUGUGGGGCUACGAGAACUAUGGCGUUGAGCCCGACGUCAUGAGCCUGGCCAAGCCGCUGGCAGGGGGGCUGCCCAUUGGCGCGGUGCUGCUGAAGCAGGCGGUCGCGGACGUCAUGAAGCCGGGCGACCACGGGUCCACGUUUGCGGGCAACCCCCUGGUGUGCGCCACCGCAACCGCCGUGGUGGACGUCAUCAGCGACCCGGCCUUCCUCGCCUCGGUGGAGGCCAAGGGCGAGCGCCUGCGCGCCGGCCUGCGCGCGGCCACCGCGGGCAACCCCCAUGUUUUGGAGGUGCGCGGCGUGGGCCUGCUUGUGGGCGUGCAGCUGGACGUGAUGGCCGGCAAGGUCGUGGAGGCAGCCCGCGCCGAGGGCCUGCUCAUCAUCACGGCCGGCAAGGGCGACGUGGUGCGGCUGGUGCCCCCGCUGGUCAUCAGCGACGAGGAGAUUGACCACUGCUGCCGCGUGCUGGCGGGUGUGCUGGCCAGGCUCGACUCCCUGUGA